Messenger RNA from Nanorana parkeri, 1519 nucleotides. Its product is annotated as cytochrome b-c1 complex subunit 1, mitochondrial. Bases 47 to 1483 code for a protein of 478 amino acids. The record is from RefSeq and is a predicted model, not a curated record. Gene Ontology annotation, molecular function: metal ion binding. Gene Ontology annotation, cellular component: mitochondrion. NCBI's taxonomy places the organism in Eukaryota, Metazoa, Chordata, Amphibia, Anura, Dicroglossidae. The transcript is spliced from 13 exons.
UCAUCUGACUGCGCAUGCGCCGGUCAGUCUCACUGUCACCUGAAAGAUGGCGGCGUCCGUAUGCAGAGCCGGAGGAGCGGCGGCCAGAGCGCUGCUGAGCGGGCGCUCGCCCUCCGCGUUGGGUCUGAAGGGCAGCCGUAGUGCUGUGUCCUAUGCCCAGGCUUUAAGUAACGUUCCCGAUACUCAGAUCACCACCCUGGACAAUGGACUGCGCAUCGCCUCUGAAGAGUCCGGCCAGCCAACCUGCACAGUUGGUGUGUGGAUCGGAGCCGGCAGCCGCUAUGAAACUGCUAAAAAUAACGGUGUUGCAUAUCUUUUGGAACAUCUGGCAUUCAAGGGUACCAAGAAGCGUCCGCAGGCAACUCUGGAGCAGGAAGUGGAGAGUAUUGGUGCCCAUUUAAGCACGUACACCACACGAGAGCAGACUGCCAUCUACAUUAAAGCCCUGUCCAAGGAUCUUCCUAAAGUGGUGGAGAUCCUGGCUGAUGUGGUUCAAAAUAACAGUCUGGAGGACUCUCAGAUGGAGAACGCUAGGCAGGUCAUGCUGCAAGAGAUGCAGGAAAUUGAUAACAACUUGCAAGAUGUGACUUUUGAUUACCUGCAUGCAACAGCCUAUCAGGGCACCCCUCUCAGCAAAAGUGUUCUGGGACCUUCAGAAAAUGCAAAGAGGCUUAUGCGGGCUGAUCUUCUUGAAUACAUCAACGGCAAUUACAAGGCACCACGCAUGGUGCUGGCAGCAGCUGGAGGAAUCGACCACAAGGAGUUGUGUGAGCUCGCACAGCGACACUUCAGCGGCCUCUCCACACAGUAUGAAAAAGACGUCAUUCCUUUGUUGACCCCGUGCAGGUUCACUGGAAGUGCACUCUUCUCCCGCAAUGAUGACUUACCCAUGGCUCACGUUGCUAUCGCUGUGGAAGGGCCUGGGUGGAACAGCAGUGAUAAUGUGGUUCUGGCUUUGGCCAACACCAUUAUUAGCAGCUACGAUGUGACUUAUGGUGGAGGCAAGAACCUCUCCAGCAACAUCGGUCGGGCCGCAGCACAAUUGGACCUCUGCCAGAGCUUCCAGCCAUUCAACAUCCGCUACUCAGACACCGGGCUGCUGGGGAUGUACUUUGUGACCGAUAAACACAACAUCGAGGACACGCUGCACAUAGCUCAGGCAGAGUGGAUGCGACUUUGUACUAGCGCAACAGACAGCGAACUGGUCCAGGCUAAGAAGGCUCUGAAACACGCCCUUGUGGCCCAGCUGGAUGGCACAACCCCUGUGUGUGAGGAUAUCGGGCGCCAAGUCUUGGCUUAUGGCCAGCGCGUUUCUCUGGAGGAAUGGAAUGCCAGGAUUGAUGCCAUCAGCGCUAAAACAUUGAGGGACGUCUGUUCAAAGUAUAUCUAUGACAAAUGUCCUGCUGUGUCUGCAGUUGGUCCCAUCGAGCAGCUCCCUGACUACAAUCGUAUCCGCAGUGCUAUGUACUGGCUGCGUUUCUAAUCUCCAUCCGGUUGGAGGAUACUUUUUCGCUUUUGG